GUGAUUUCUACAUGUACGGAGUGCAUCGUAUAUUCAUGUUCUAUUCGAUCUAAAUUCACAAACAGAUACCUGACAUAUCCGCUAAAACAAGCGGGGCAAUCCUUCGCCAAUAAGCCUACCCCUCCAGGUAUUACCCGACGUCCAUAAGUCCAAAAUGGAGAAAGUCGAAUCACUCGUGGACCGUGCUAAACACCUAGUACUCCACGAACCACCCACGACACCGACACACACCGUGGAGAAAUUCCACCCAUCUUUGGACGAUCAUAUCCAGAAGAUCUACAAGUCUGUUGGUGCAUAUGCUCCAACUACAAAUUAUUUCCUCAAUGAAAUGCAACAUGACAUCACCGUCGCCAAUUCUCCUGAGCCAGUCACCGACGCUUUGGCUUCUCUGGAUGCCUUUCGUGCCUACAUGAAAGAUGCGAACUCAUCUGCGAUGGGACCAGAAGAAGGCCUGGAUCUUUCCGCGCCUCUUUCAGAUUACUAUAUCUCGUCGAGCCACAACACCUAUUUGACGGGUAAUCAGCUGUACAGCGACGCUGCUGCUAGUGCCUAUACAUCUGUCCUCCUCCGCGGCUGCAGGUCCGUCGAGAUCGAUGUCUGGGAUGGAGAAUUGGACACCCCCAAAUCAAGCGACAGCGAGAUAAGCAGCGACAGUAGCAGCAGUGAUUCAGAGACGGAAGAAGGGAGGAGUAUGCGGAGCAAGCUGAAAGAGAAGAUGAAGGUCAAGAAAAGUGGCCAGGAAAAACCCGCCAAAGGACCGAAAAAAUCAGUCGCGUCCAAAUUGGAAGCCAAACUUGAUGGCGUCCUUCGCCGCAAAUCCGUCAAGUCGCCCCAGCGACCAUCGGACGAAGAUACCGCGACAAGCCAGAUGCCUGUUCCCGUUGAGCCCCGUGUUCUGCAUGGCCAUACCCUAACCAAGGGAACUACAUUCCGUGAAAUCUGCUAUACAAUCCGUGACAGUGCAUUUGUUGCCAGUGACCUUCCACUGGUCAUUAGUCUCGAGGUACAUGCGUCUCUUGAGCAGCAACAGACGAUGGUUGACAUCAUGAUUGCUGGUAGAGGCUCCUCCGGAUGGGGGAAGCUUCCCUCGCUAUCUGAUCUGAAGAAGAAGAUCUUGAUCAAGAGCAAAUGUGUUCCACUCAGCGGCGAGGACGAGAAACCCGAAGGAGAAGCUCUGACGCCACAGAAAUCCGAUGAUAAGUCCUCGGGGCAGCAGUCGCCGAAGCCAUCAAAGAUUCUUGACGCUCUGGCCAAGAUGGCAGUUUAUACUCGCGCAUAUCAUUUCAGUCAUUUUGAUCAACCGGAGGCCAAAGUUCCUCUCCAUGUAUUCUCGCUCUCCGAGAAAGCAGCGCGAGAAGCCCAUGCCAACCAUCGCGAUGCCUUGUUUGAGCACAACCGAACAUCUCUGAUGCGUAUCUACCCGUACGCAUUCCGAGUCACCUCGUCGAACCUGGAUCCAACAUUCUACUGGCGACGUGGCGCUCAACUAGUAGCAUUGAACUGGCAGAACCUAGAUAAGGGCAUGAUGCUCAACCACGGGAUGUUUGUGGGAACCCACGGCUGGCGACUGAAGCCCUCUGGCUACCGAAGCAGCAAAUCUCCGACAGAUGUCAUUCAGCGCCGCAGCCUAACCCUCUCAAUCGAGAUAUUCGCCGCGCAAGAUCUCUCUCUGCCGCCAGGCGACCACAGCGAGAGGGGAUUCAAACCCUAUGUGAACUGCCAGCUGCACGUCGAAGAACCGGAAGGUGAUGUUGCCCCGGACCAGGACGACGCCAGCUCCGACACAGAGAAAAGCAGCUACAGGCGGUGCACGAAGAGUUCAUCAGGUCGGAACCCGGAUUUCAAGGGUCAGAAAUUGGAGUUCCCGACCGUGACGGGAAUAAUUGAGGAGCUGAGUUUCUUACGGCAUAAACCCUGCAUUGUGAUACCCGCCAAAGAACAUAUGCACUUGCCCGCAUCACAUGAACAUGACGACUGGGCUUGGUAUUUGCUUCUUCCGGACUUCCCCCUUCGUAACACGAUGCAUCGUGUGGGCUUGGGCUCAGCAGGGCGACCUGUAGUUUUCCUCAGCACCACCCCACUAUCAUGCACGCUGCCCUAUAAUGCGUUUCACGUUCGAAGAAUGCAAGCACUAUGUACAAACAAGCGACUGACUCGAUUCUGUUUUCUUUUCUUUAGGUUCAAGAUCAAGGAUGACGAGAUCGGUCGUGAUCCCUUGGCUGCGUGGGCUUGCAUCCGACUUGACCGGCUGCGGGAGGGCUAUCGGCUGGUUCAUCUCCAUGAAUGCGCUGGCGAGAAGACUGGGGGUAUCUUGCUGGUUAAUAUUGUGAAGCGGGUUACUUAA
Penicillium samsonianum is the source of this 2344-nucleotide messenger RNA. RefSeq names its product putative phosphoinositide-specific phospholipase C. Lineage: Eukaryota; Fungi; Ascomycota; Eurotiomycetes; Eurotiales; Aspergillaceae. The record is from RefSeq and is a predicted model, not a curated record. The transcript is spliced from 6 exons. The coding region runs from base 155 to 2344 and encodes 729 amino acids. Gene Ontology annotation, biological process: lipid metabolic process; phosphatidylinositol-mediated signaling. Gene Ontology annotation, molecular function: phosphatidylinositol-4,5-bisphosphate phospholipase C activity.